UUUUGUUUAUAUUUAAUGCACGAGUAUUUCAAUCUUAAGCUGCUUACUUCAUUGUGAAUGACGUAUAUUUUUGGCAUUUAAUCUCGAUCACACGUGCACUUCUCAGUUUGUUGUUAUCUCCGUGUGUUUACAUUUUUGCCUAGCCCUAGAAGUUUAAUAAUUUUUAGUUUUAUUAAUAAAGCAUGAAAUAAAGAUGUUUGUCAACGAAGUGAAUGAUGUGAAAAUAUACAAUUUAAGCGCUGGAAAAUCUGUGCCAGAAUGGCUUACAGAUCGCCGAAAGCGUUCCCAGUUGAUGAAAAAGGUUGAUUCCCGUCGACAAAUAGAGCUGAUACAAGAUUUUGAUAUGCCCGGCGUUUGUACCUCGAUACGCAUGAGUCCAGAUCAGCAGUACAUUUUGGCAACUGGUACUUAUAAACCACGCGUUAAAUGCUUUGAAGUAUGUAAUUUAUCUAUAAAAUUCGAACGUUGUUUUGACUCGGAGGUCACAACAUUUGAAGCAAUUAGCGAUGAUUACAGUAAAUUGGUCUUUCUGCAAUGUGAUCGUUUUGUAGAAAUACAUUCUGCUUCUGGGCGUCAUUACCGUUUGCGUAUACCACGCUUUGGACGUGAUAUGAAGUACCAUAAACCAACUUGUGAUCUCUUCAUUGUGGGCACAACUCGUGACAUUUAUCGUUUAAACUUAGAGAGGGGCCAGUUCUUGCAGCCAUAUGAAACGGAAGCCAGUUGCAUAAACGCAUGUGAUAUAAAUCCUGAACACCAAUUACUCAUGGUUGGCAGCAAAGAGGGCAUUGUAGAGUCUUGGGAUCCACGUAGUAAAACGCGUGUAGGCACACUAGACGUCGCUAUCAAAUUGCCCGGCUCUAAGACGUUUCCUUCAGUAUCAGCAAUGAAAUUUAAAAAUGGUUUACAAAUGGGCGUUGGCACAGCUUCAGGGCAUGUCUUGCUCUAUGAUAUACGUUCACGCGAUCCGCUUUUAAUUAAAGAUCAUUUAAAUAAGGUGGCAGUAAAGCGCAUAGCUUUCAAUCCCAGUCAUCAGACAGUGUAUUCUCUGGAUGAUGCAAUGUUAAAGUUGUGGGAUGAAAAUACGGGCAAACAAGUUGCGUAUAUCGAAUCCACUACAUCUUUCAAUGAUUUUUGUACAAUACCCGAUACGGGUAUGUUCUUCCUUGCACAAGAAGAUGUCAAAAUGCUAACUUACUACGUACCCUCAAUGGGUCCGGCACCACGUUGGUGUUCAUUCUUAGAUAACCUAACAGAAGAUAUUGAAUCUGAGGUAGUGGAAAACAUGUACGACGAUUACCAGUUUGUGACGCAAAAGGAAUUGGCCGAAUUGGGUUUGGACCACUUGAUUGGCAGCAAUCUAUUGAAAGGCUACAUGCAUGGCUAUUUCAUGGAUGCACGUUUGUAUAAUAAAGCUAAAUCUGCGGCUGAUCCAUUUGCAUUCGAACGCUUCCGUAAAGAGAAAAUACGUAAAGAAAUCGAAAGUGAACGCAAAUCACGUCUACAAAUUAAAUCAAAUCUUCCCAAAGUCAAUCAAGAACUGGCACUUAAAAUUAUGGACGAACAAAGCAAUGCCGCGAAAGCAGCAAAAACACCCAAUCUUCUCAAUGAUACACGUUUCAAAGCAAUGUUCGAAAAUCCGGAAUUCGCUAUUAAUAAGGGUGCGGAGGAGUAUAAAUUGUUGGCACCUGUGUUGAAUCGCCUCGAAAAGUCUAAACUCAAGGAUAUUAAAAAACGCGUUGAGGUCGCACGAGUUGCCGAACUGCAUGCAGACGAGGCGAAACCGCAUGAGGAGAGUGACAACGAUGAGGAUCUUUUCGGCUUCGAAAAGAGUGAUGUUGAUAGUGAAAAAUCUGCUGGUGAAGAAUCUUCAGACGAUGAAGGUAUGCGUGAUUUUGCGAAAGAAAUGAAGAAAGCCUACAAAGAUGUUAGAAAGCAACGCGAAGCGGAGGAAGAAGCUGCAGAAAAUGAGCACGAAGAUGAUGGAAUGGAUAACAGUGAUAAUGAGCAGGAUAAUAAAAUGUCUAAUACGACUACCUUGCUGCAACAUAAGCAAACUGCUAAGGGUAGCGUUCAAAUGACAGCGUUAGAGGACAAUAACUUUAAAUUAAGUGAAAUGCGUAAUAAAAUAAUGAAAAUAAGUCUAAAAGAUCGUAUCCGAUUUAAUGAGGCCACUAGCGCUAAUGUUUCUACCAUUGGACGCUCGCUUGGCAAUCGACAAAUGACAUUCGAUCUGAAAAAGAAGCCCACGAAAGAUGAGAAAAAACGCGAGUAUUUGAUGAAGAAACACCGCGAAGAGCGGAAAAAGGUCAUACGACCGAUAAAUGCGCUAAAACUGAAAAAAGUAAAUUUUAAGUAAAUUUUAUUUUAUUCUUUACAUUGUUAAGAUUCAAUGUGCUGAAGUGUUUUGUAAAUAAAAAUAAAUUAGUCUGGCUUAUAUAAUUAAUUAUUAAC
This is a messenger RNA of Ceratitis capitata (Mediterranean fruit fly), 2454 nucleotides long. RefSeq names its product nucleolar protein 10 (gene l(2)34Fd). The transcript has 5 exons. Gene Ontology annotation, cellular component: nucleolus; 90S preribosome; small-subunit processome. Gene Ontology annotation, biological process: maturation of SSU-rRNA from tricistronic rRNA transcript (SSU-rRNA, 5.8S rRNA, LSU-rRNA). NCBI's taxonomy places the organism in Eukaryota, Metazoa, Arthropoda, Insecta, Diptera, Tephritidae. Gene Ontology annotation, molecular function: protein binding. The record is from RefSeq and is a predicted model, not a curated record. The coding region runs from base 194 to 2359 and encodes 721 amino acids.